Molecule: messenger RNA, 1419 nt
Organism: Periophthalmus magnuspinnatus
Lineage: Eukaryota; Metazoa; Chordata; Actinopteri; Gobiiformes; Gobiidae
Exons: 8
Coding region: 50-1153 (367 amino acids)
Molecular function (GO): NAD+ binding
Source: RefSeq, a predicted model, not a curated record
CAGUCGCCUGUUCAUUCAAGUGAACAUCUGCGCACAUACAGGUGUAGCAAUGCACAGGUCCAGGAGCAGCAGGGAUAAAACCAGGACGACACGCAGCUCUCAGAACAGACGCAGCACUGCCACCUCUGGAGACUCAGAUGUACAGAAAUCAUACGGAAAACAGCGCAAAGAAAAUGACUCUGCUCUGGUUCAAGACCUGAGCCAAAUGAGCGUCAAAGGACAGGAAAGAAUUCAUCUAGACAUUGGUGAACAGCCUCCGGUCAGUCCCUCCACUCUGAAGCUGCUGGAUCAUGGUCUGGCAGCUGUGGUUAGACUCAUGAAGCUCGGACGAUGUAAAAACAUCGUGGUUGUGGCUGGAGCAGGAAUCAGCACGGCCAGUGGAAUCCCAGACUUUAGAACUCCAGGAACAGGUCUGUACGCCAACCUAGAGAAGUACAACAUCCCGUAUCCUGAGUCCAUUUUCAACAUCGACUACUUCACAAACGACCCGCUGCCUUUCUUCUCAUUGGCCAAAUCGCUGUAUCCAGGCAACCACCGGCCCAACUACAUCCACUAUUUCAUUCGAACGCUCCACCAAAAAGGCCUGCUGCUCCGAAUGUACACACAGAACAUAGACGGGCUUGAAAAAUCAUGUGGCAUCCCAGAGGACAAACUUGUUGAGGCUCACGGCUCCUUCGCCUCUGCAUCCUGCCAUCUCUGCUACACCCCUUAUCCAGCCGAGGAGGCCAAGGAUGCUAUCAUGAAUGACAAGAUCCCGACGUGCUCCUUCUGCGCUGCCACUGUUAAACCUGAUGUUGUAUUUUUUGGGGAGGAUCUCCCACAGAAAUAUUUUUUGAAUACUGAAGACUUCCCAAAAGCUGAUCUGCUUUUGAUCAUGGGCACAUCCUUACAGAUUGAGCCAUUUGCCAGUUUGGUGAACACAGUCCGCCCCUCUGUGCCUCGCCUGCUCCUGAAUCGGAACACUGUCGGUCCAUUUGCAAAGGUCCCAAGGCGAAAAAAGGACUAUGUGGAACUAGGGGACCUGGAGGAUUUGGUGCGGAGGUUUGCUCAGAUGCUCGGAUGGAACGACGACAUUGAAGAAAUCAUGAGAGUGCAAGAAGAAAUCGGCAGUAGGACGCACUGCCAACAGUCUGAGCUGCAGACCAGGAGCUGAGAGCCGUUGACUGACUAUAUUACCUGGGCGAGUUAUAAAUCAAAUGUACUGGUUUUCAUAUGUUGCACACUCUACAUAUUAGUUUCAGCUGCUCACCAUGUUCAUGGUAAAAUGGACAAAUCACAGAAGCACUUAUUGUGGAGCUUGGACUCAACAUUCGUAGAAUAGUGCAAUAAUUCCUACAUGAUUUUACCACUUGUUUGUUUUUAUGCACAAUCUAUCCUUCUGUUUUAAACCAUAUUUAAUAAAAGAUUUGAUGGUUUUGU